Theobroma cacao (cacao) is the source of this 1035-nucleotide messenger RNA. The record is from RefSeq and is a predicted model, not a curated record. NCBI's taxonomy places the organism in Eukaryota, Viridiplantae, Streptophyta, Magnoliopsida, Malvales, Malvaceae.
UUUUUUGCUCCGUAGGAAGAGAGGAGAAAUAGCGAAGCUCUGGAUUCCACCUCUUCCCGUCCUUGGCGACGGUGCUUAUGCCGAUUGCACCGGGCUUGGAUUUAAAGGGAUUUAGUUUCCUUUUGAAGACAUGGAACAAGUGUGCUUCUGGUCAAAUUGCUACCUUUUCCGGGUGUUCUCAUUCCAAGAAGUACUUGACUGGCGGUUUCUCGUCCAUGGAGAUUUUCUUUUGGUUUCUUUUGUCAAUUGCACUUAGUGCCCAGUCUCUUUUCAAUACUCAACAGAGGAGGCGUAAUGCAUGUUAUUUCUGACAUAGGUGUUGGAUCUUUAGCGCACUUCUACAAUGCAUUGCUGAUACAACAUCCAGUCACAAAUUUUGAGAAAACGCCUUCCAGGAUUGAACUCUUGCAGUAGACAGUUGAAGGUUGCUUACUAAGCAUUAGCAGACUGUAGCUCUUAGUUAAUGUUUCGAUAUUGCUCUUGAUGGGUACUGGUUAAUGUUGAGAUAUUGGUUUACUGAGCAUUCUGCAACAGUUUCUAUUUAGCAUAGAUGAGUUAACUGCAAUUAAGCUUUUGAACCGAGUGAGUGUAUCUUGAGCUUGGGGUCCUUCCUGUUGGCUGGAGCAAGCAUUCUGGUCGGUUCGUAUCAGUAUGUUUUGUGGAGCACAUCUGUACCUUUUGUGGAUGCCUUGUUUUAGUCUUCAAGCUGUGGGUUUAGUACCAAAUAAGGGUGUGAAGCCCAUCCAUCGUAAAAGUUCUGGUUUUGUGCCCUUGCAUGUUGCCAGAGGAAAUUAAUGGUGGAUUCAGCUGACCAGCAAGGCAGUUUGUUUAUGUUUUAUAGUUUUUAAUACUAGCAAUCUUCUGCUGAAGAUAAAUGUCACAUGUCUAUCGUUGGUUCUUAUAGAUCUCUUGAAUAAAGGAAGGGCUUCUUUUGUUCCGCAAGAAAAUGGAGAGGUACAAGCUAAUUAAGGAAGUUGGUGAUGGAACAUUUGGUAGUGUGUGGCGAGCUAUAAAUAAGUUGUCUGGUGAAGUUGU